Molecule: messenger RNA, 567 nt
Organism: Colletotrichum higginsianum IMI 349063
Lineage: Eukaryota; Fungi; Ascomycota; Sordariomycetes; Glomerellales; Glomerellaceae
Exons: 3
Coding region: 1-567 (188 amino acids)
Source: RefSeq, a predicted model, not a curated record
AUGUUCCAGGUUCGUACUCUCAUCUCAUUCGGGGAGUCUAUCGGCGCGUUCCCGUUCCCGUUCCCGUUCCCGUUCCCGCUUUUGUACCAACGGCGUAUUGCCGUGCCCUUCUUGAGAGAGCCCACAUCGCUCACCGGCGUUGUUUCGUCCCAGCCCAACCCCCAAGACCAUCUACACCUGCGACUGCACCGGGCGCGAUCGGUUAUUUUGACCGCGGAGGAGCUCGUCGAGAUCCGCGCCGCCCAGCGCACCUUUGAGGGCGCCUACAUGCGGACGGCCCUUUCGCAGUUCUCCUUCGCCCUCAUCAUCCUCAAGAUCUUCACCUCCGAGUUCUACGCCAUCGGCGCCCUGUUCGCCGUCUACGGCGCCGCCGUCAUGCUCGUCGCCAUCUUCCGCCGCCACGAGGGCAACCGCCAGUUCUUUACGUCCCCCAAGGAGGACGAGCGCGGUGGCGUCUCCGUCGUCCGCAAGUUCCGCACCUCGGGCAACAGCGUCGCCCUGCUCACGGCCCUGAGCCUCGCCGCCUACGUCACGUUGCUGGUCCUCACGUGGCAACUGGUGCAGUAA